Molecule: messenger RNA, 939 nt
Organism: Populus trichocarpa (black cottonwood)
Lineage: Eukaryota; Viridiplantae; Streptophyta; Magnoliopsida; Malpighiales; Salicaceae
Exons: 5
Coding region: 81-596 (171 amino acids)
Cellular component (GO): mitochondrial inner membrane peptidase complex; membrane
Molecular function (GO): serine-type endopeptidase activity
Source: RefSeq, a predicted model, not a curated record
UUCACUACAAAGCAGCAAGCUUUCUCCCCUCUCCUGUAAUAAAACCAGCAAUCUUGACGAAGAGAAGAAAAAAAAAACAAAUGAGCCUGAGAAAUCUAAAUGAAUGGACGAUUAUUGCCAAAGAAGCGUUCAACGGAUCCUUCUUAGUAGCCAAAGCUCUUUGCUUUCUCCAUGUCACCAAAACCUAUGUCUUCACUGUUGCUUCUCUCUAUGGACCAAGUAUGCUCCCUACCUUUAACAUUAGUGGUGAUUUGGCAUUGGCUGAGAAGAUUUCACACAAGCUUGGCAAAGUGGGUGCUGGAGAUAUUGUUCUUGUUACAUCACCCGUGGAGCCAAGAAAAAUUGUGACUAAAAGAGUUGUAGGUGUUGAGGGUGAUUCUGUUACUUAUGUUGUUGAUCCCAAAAACAGUGAUAGAACUGAGACUAUUGUGGUUCCUAAGGGCCAUAUUUGGGUAGAGGGAGAUAACAUAUAUAAAAGCAAGGAUUCAAGAAACUUCGGGGCAGUUUCUUAUGGCCUUCUUCAAGGGAAAAUGUUUUGGAAGAUAUGGCCACCCAAAGAUUUCGGACCGCUUGGGAACAAAGAGCAAAACAGCUGAAUGAAUGUUGUUAGCUCUCCCAAAGUCUGAGUUGACUGCUGUGUUGAGAUCAAGUAUGAGCAUGAAUAGAAUGAACCCAAUUUGUUCAUUUCUAAUUAGUUCUCGAUACAACCAGGUGCCCUACUGCAUUUUGGGGGGCUUACAAGUAGCUGGGGCAGUCCUUGCUCUGGAUGAUCACCAUGCCUAAAGUUACAUUAUAUUACCUUAGUGAUGACUUGCAAGUAUCUAGAAUCUACAUUGCAAUUCCAUUUUUGUUUCAUGAUGGAUUCUUUUCAUCCAAAACAAUCCGAAGCUUCCUCUGCUUUUCUAUUGUCGUGAAUACAGCCAUUACUGAUUGAUAGAA